GCCUAGUCCCUGGAGCCCAUCCAUUUCUUCUCCCCUACCCUUAGCUCCGUCACAGCGAGGCCCGCACCGCCGCCAUCCCGAUGACGGCUGCUCCCACCGGCGAGGCCGCUGGCGCCGGGACGCCGGAAGCGGCCGCGCCGUUCUCCGCCGACUGGAGGGAGCGGAUCGUCAUCCCGGCCGCCGCCGCCGGCGUGGUUGGAGCUGCGUUCGGGUUGCUGUCGCGGCACCGGGUGCGCCUCGGCGCCGCCCGCGCCGCCGCCACCUACGCCGCUAACCUCGCCAUCGUCGCCGGAUGCUACGGAGGAGCACGUGAACUCGCAAGAGAUGCUCGAGGGACAACACCUGAUGACCCCAUGAAUUCUGUUGUUGGUGGGCUAGCAAGUGGAGCUGUUCUUGGUCGAAUACAAGGUGGACACUUUGGAGCAGUGAAAUAUGCAGUCACCUUUGCAGCUGCUGGUGCCGCAUUGGACUAUGCCGCACUGAGGCUGGCCCCUCAAUGGCAUGCCCUGAAAGAACAUUUCUCUGGAAAGAAAGACUGGUUUACUCUCCCAGAAUGGUCUCCUAUCCAAGUGUUGGAUGAAGAAGCGUUGGCGAAGAAAAAAGCUCGAGAGGAGAAGUUGUUUGCCCAGCGAGCACUCGGUGAACUUAACAAGGAGGAACCGUAGCAACCCCAUUUUGGAGAAGUGCAUACUGAUAUAGAGAUGAUGAUUAUUUGUUUUAUCUCCGUGCAAUAUCUGCUGGUCUCUCAACCAUAGUGUUAGAAGAAUUAAGAUUUUGUAAGCAAAUUUUUUCCUGUUCUUUGUGGAAUGUUCAUGGAAGAGGAAACUUUGCUGAUGUGCUCCAGCUUUUGACGGCCAAAAAGGACUCUGGGAGUGUAUGUACUUUGUAGUACUGUUUGCACUUCAUUUGGAAGUGAACUGUUUGGACCGCGACUCAGAA
Messenger RNA from Phragmites australis (common reed), 939 nucleotides. RefSeq lists its product as uncharacterized. Gene Ontology annotation, molecular function: transmembrane protein transporter activity. The record is from RefSeq and is a predicted model, not a curated record. Gene Ontology annotation, cellular component: TIM22 mitochondrial import inner membrane insertion complex. The transcript is spliced from 4 exons. Bases 81 to 665 code for a protein of 194 amino acids. Lineage: Eukaryota; Viridiplantae; Streptophyta; Magnoliopsida; Poales; Poaceae. Gene Ontology annotation, biological process: protein insertion into mitochondrial inner membrane.